Molecule: messenger RNA, 1229 nt
Organism: Blepharisma stoltei
Lineage: Eukaryota; Ciliophora; Heterotrichea; Heterotrichida; Blepharismidae
Source: the annotation of a GenBank genome assembly
AUGGAUUAUUUAGAUCAGCUCCCAAUUGAUGGCUUCAACCAUGAUCUGUUUGAAAGGAAUAAAACCCUUUUAGAUCAAGGAGUCGCUCCUAACUCCCUUCCCAGUAAUAAAAAUUUUCUUGCUUUUUCAUUGUGGGUUUUUGCACAAAUUUUCAAAUAGUAAAUUGAGAUCGAAAAUUACUUAACAUUGGAGCUACAAUUAAAAAUUAUGCAAAAACCCAACAUGAAAAAGCAAGAAAUUACUUAUUACAGGGGGUUAAGCCUUAUACAAAAACUGGAACAACCAUUGUAGGGCUAAUGUAUGAAGGCGGAGUCGUUUUAGGCGCAGAUACCAGAGCUACAGGAGGAUCAAUGGUCUUAGACAAGAUGUGCGACAAAUUGCAUAUGCUGGCUCCUAAUAUUUUUGCUGCAGGAGCUGGUACAGCAGCUGAUUUAGAGCAUGUGACUCUCAACAUAGGCUAUAGCCUACAUGCGCUUUUCGCUUGCCCUUGUGCUCAAUCUUUCUUGACAAGCUUGAUAUGUGGCUAGUCACCUACAGAUGAUAAGUCAACUCCGAGUUGAUAAAUCCUGGGGCAAGAAUCCGGCUUUGUCAAAUUGGAAUUGACUCGUCACUUCUAGGUGAUUUUUAAGCUCUAAAGGCUGCAAGAAAAGACUCAGCAUGAAGGCUUGCUUUUGGUGUGUCCACGCUAUAUCAGCUAGAAUUACUCAGAUUAUACUCAGGUCGGCAAAGCAGAGUAAUCACUGCAAUUACUUUGCUGACAGAGCAUUUGUUUAAGUAUGGUGGAAAUAUCGGCGCAUAUCUGAUUGUAGGAGGAGUUGAUGCAAGUGGCCCUCAGUUGUUUAUGAUUUCUGCUGAUGGGACGUAUCGGCAUCAUCCAUUCCAUACCAUGGGGUCAGGAAGCUUAGCAGCUAUGAGUAUGUUUGAAACUGAAUACCGUGAUCAUAUGACUGUAAGGAAUAUUUAGAAAGAAGAAGCUAUGCAACUAGCCGCAAAAGCUGUGGAAUCAGGGAUCUUUAAUGACUUAGGAUCAGGAAGCUCAGUCGAUUUGGUUGCUGUGGAUAAAGAUGGGCACGACCACAAGAGAACGCUGAGAAACUAUAAUCACAAGGCAUAUAAAAGCACAAUUGAAUAUAAUUUCCCAAGAGGAGUUACACGUAAGUUUUACCUUAGCUGUCAAGAAGGAGUAUCCUUUAGUUAUAACUGAAGUCUCAGCAAUGGAUCUCGAGUAG